Messenger RNA from Trichechus manatus latirostris (Florida manatee), 5387 nucleotides. It is a transcript of the gene ZNHIT6, whose product is annotated as zinc finger HIT-type containing 6. Bases 121 to 1542 code for a protein of 473 amino acids. Gene Ontology annotation, biological process: snoRNA localization; maturation of LSU-rRNA from tricistronic rRNA transcript (SSU-rRNA, 5.8S rRNA, LSU-rRNA); box C/D snoRNP assembly. The record is from RefSeq and is a predicted model, not a curated record. NCBI's taxonomy places the organism in Eukaryota, Metazoa, Chordata, Mammalia, Sirenia, Trichechidae. The transcript has 10 exons. Gene Ontology annotation, cellular component: pre-snoRNP complex; nucleus.
UCGUUGUAUCUCCACCGUACACGUGUGCUACUGUCGGUAUUUGGUCCGGUAAUUCACUCCUGGCGUGGAAACGGCCACAUUCGGGACGGAGUGACAGCAGAGAUCAAGGUCCGUGAGUUGAUGGAGUUUGCUGCUGAAAAUGAAGGGAUAGCGGGAGGAGAUUGCUUGAGUGGAGCUGAGGGGGCGCGGCUAAGACCCGAGUCGUGUAGGGAGGAAGUCUUAGCAGGAAUGGCGAAGGCCUGCGGUGGAGAGGAGGGGAAUGGGCUGACAGGAAUGGAGAAAACAGGGGUUGGAGGGGAAGGAAGUGGACAAAAGGAAGAGGACAUGCAAGUGGACCUGAAGGUUGUGAAGCAAGAAAUUAUAGACUGGUCAGAAAUAGAAGAAUACAAGUUAGAUGCACAGUGGGUGAAACAAGAGGUGGAGGAUGGGCCUGAGGUGAAGGAUGAGAAAGCGGACACACUGGAGGUGAAACAGGAGAUGGAUGCUAGUUUGGUGAUAAAAGAAGAGAAGAUGGAUGAACUGGAGAUAAAGGAAGAGAAAGUGAAGGUGAAGAAAGAGGUUGUGGACUGGCUAGAAGUGAAGGAGGAGAAGGAGAUUAAAUUUGAGAUAAAAAAGGAGGAGAUAUUGGGUGACCAAAACAUAAAAGAGGAGGAGAUGAUGGAUGGUGUUUGUGUAAAAGAAGAGAAGGAUAUCCUGAAAAGAGAAGUGAUGGAUGAUACAAAGGUGAAAGAAGAGCCUGAGAUCAAUCCGCCAGUGAGCUGCAAGCGGAAACUGGCCAUGUCAAGGUGUGAAACUUGUGGUACAGAAGAAGCAAAGUACAGAUGUCCGCGUUGUAUGCGAUAUUCCUGCAGUUUGCCCUGUGUAAAGAAACACAAAGCAGAAUUGACAUGUAAUGGAGUUCGAGAUAAAACUGCAUUUGUUUCAAUACAACAAUUUACUGAAAUGAAUCUUCUAAGUGAUUAUCGAUUUUUGGAAGAUGUGGCAAGAACAGCAGACUAUAUUUCUAGAGACACUUUUUUGAAAAGACCAACAGGAAAUAAACAUAUGUACUAUCUGAAAAACCGUGCCCGGAGGCAAGGUAUUUACUUAAAACUUCUGCCCAAUGGAUUUACCAAGAGAAAAGAGAAUUCAACAUUUUUUGAUAAGAAAAAUCAACAGUUUUAUUGGCAUGUGAAGCUCCUGUUUCCUCAGAGUCAAGCUGUGUACAUAGAAAAAAGAGUACCGGAUAAUAAAACUAUUAAUGACAUCCUAAGAACUUACAUUGAUCCUGAAAAGUCUGAUCCUGUAAUUCGUCAAAGGUUGAAAGCCUACAUUCGCUCUCAGACUGGUGUCCAAAUUUUAAUGAAGGUUGAAUGUGUACAGCAAAAUUUAGUAAGUUAUUAUGAACUGGAUCCUUGUAGAAGUCUCCUAGACAAUUUGAAGAACAAAGUGAUUAUUGAGUACCCAACAUUACAUGUGGUAUUGAGAGGAUCCAGUACCGACAUGAAAGUUCUUCAGCAAGUGAAAAGUGAAUCUACCAAAAACUUUGGCAGUGAAAGUUGAGCAUUUCUUCUGGAAGAAGGUGAAAAUUCCCAGACAAUUGCAGAGGACUAUGCAUUGGCUGGCUGUUGGAAGAUUGGAGUAAUGUCAGUGGGUGGUUGGAAUUUUGUAUUUGUCUGGAAAGUAAUUAACCUAAAAAAGUUUGUUUGUUUGUUUGUUUUUUGAAAAAGAUGUAUUUUCUAGCCUCUUGAAUUUACUUGUAAGGCCCUUCUUCAUAUUAAGAACCCUUUUUUGCACCUGAUCAAUAGAGGGCUCAUUAGACCCUGGCUUUUAACAUGCUUAAGUCCAUAGGCUGAAAGCUUUUUUAUUUGUUAGUUUGGUGCAAGGUCAGCUGUGUCAGCCACAAAGUUGGCAUUCUCUGCAGUGGAAGCUCACUAAACCGGAGGGCCAUGUGACAAACUGUCCAGCUGCAGGACAACUGAUCCUCACCAGUUGUCCUUUCUUGUCUUUGAGAUUUGUAUGUAACCUUUCCCUCUUGAGAUGACUGAUGGGUACUGGUAGUAGCCAGUACAGUGUCUUUGUAAAGACUUAGUAAAUACUGUUAAUGAUAAUUUCUUAUAUUUGGCUAAGAAAAUCGUUGGCUCCGCCUUCCUGUUUGAACCGUCAGUGCUAAUGAAUUUUGGCUUUUAUUCACAAAGUGAACUGUAUCUUACUAUGAAUUCUGUGCCUUUCAUUCCAUUUUCACUGCACUCUAUUACCACACAGGGGUAUUGUGAUGGCCACUUUUACGCUGUUUUGAAACGUCUAGCAAUAACUAAAGAAAAAACAUUUGGAACUCUUCAAUUUGUUAUUGGAAUGUAUAUGUGUGUAUUUACGUAUAUACAUGGUUUAAUUUAUACCUUAUGGCAGCUCUGUGUGCAUUAUGAUCUCACAUAUUGAAAUUAAAGUUUCCUAAUUUUACUGGAAUUUAUACAGUUAUGAAAUCACAAUGUGACUAUAAAAGAGUAAAAGAUUAUUACAUCUGUAUUGCAUCUGUGUAUUUAAUGGUUAAGAAAACAUUGACAACAUUGGACAUUAAAGAAAUUCAUUUUUAUUUGACAAUUGGAAUAAGUUUUAGACCAAAAAAACCAGAGGUAUUCAUUAAAGAGACCUGGAAAAAUUAGAAAUAUGAAAAGAUGAUGGGAAGAUGAGCUUAGGAGAAACUUAUAGAACAGAAAUGUAUAUAACUUGAGGUAGAAAUUGUAGAAGAAAAUCCAAAAGACAAUAUUGCAAAAAAAAAGAGAAAAAGAAGGCUUUGUAAUUUCAGAUAUAUAUAUAUAUAUAUACUAUAAAGCAACUUCAGGAAUCUUCUUUUAUGGUAAAGAAUUCAUAUAGAAUUACGUUGUUUAUAAUAUUACUGGAGAGACAAGUUAAUGGGAUUUCAGGGGAUUCAGACUUAAUCUGAAAGUGAAAUUUGUCUCUGUGAAGUAGGCAAGGAAUAGGAUGGAAUUGAAUUAAAUGUAUCACAGAGUUAUUAUUGAGAAAAGUGGGAUAAAGUACACAAAAAGAACAUGUGAUCUGAAUAUCAGGGUGGAGAGGAAUUUCCUGACAGUGAAAUCUGUUAUGAUGUAGUCUCAUUUCCAAGAAAAGUGUGGAGUUCCAUCCCUUCUAGAAUUUAAAUUGAAAACUGGACAAAAACCAAAGGAUUUAUCCUGUACUUUACCCUGUCCAUUAGGGGGAAGAAAAAACCACAUGAUAUAAUACAUCUUUGCCAUCUCUGUUUUCUAGAAUUCUAUCAGAUUUUUCAGCUAUAGACUAUUCCUUUGGAAAGAAUUUAACAAGCAGAGUUUCCUCAAAUAUAACCAUCAGCUCAUUUGAUUAAUAUGCACUUGAAUUCCCACAGGAUUUAUAGUAAACAUGUGUUUUAGUGAAUAACCAUGUUACAGGCUUGGAGGGGGUGAAACUGGAAUAAUUCACUUAGAGCCCUAGAACUUUGUCACAUUAAGAGUAGUUUGUUUCUAGAGGCCCUCUCCAUUUUUGGAUUUUUGACAAAUUCUCAUAAGUAAACAAAUUCCUUGACCCAUGUUAAGUUCAACAUCCUGCAUUUUGUUCAUGAAUCAAAUUUUUAAAGGAGAAAAGCUCCACCUGGCCACCUUUAUUUUUUAAACGGUGAUUUCAAAGGGAAUGUUGACCAUUCAUAAUUGCUAAUUAUGACAUAAGGGAUUAAUAGCCAUAAAUUACAGUAAACAAAUUUUGCAUCUGUUCCUUUUAUAAAUAUGAAUUAAAGAGAGUUACUAUAAUAGAUAUUUAAGAUUCCAAAGUGUGCCAAUUUGUUUCCUUGUAGCAAUUAGUGGGAUUCAGGUUUCACAAUGUAUAUUAAAAUGUUAAACACGUAAUGACAAUGAUUUCCCAUAUUCAUUUUGUUUAAUUUGGUUGACAUAUACUGUGUGUUGUACCUGAUUUCAUAUUACUCUUCUAAAUUUUGCACAGAGAUGCCUAGUCUAAUUUGAUCAUAUACUGCUGCAUUAAAAAGAGGUAUCAUUGAAAUUAAGUUUAUUUUAAGAUAGAUGUUGUGCACUUUCAAUUUUAAUCAACUGUCCUUCAGUUGCAGGUGACAGAAACCCAAUUCAUACCAGUGUCAGCAUGAAAGACAAUUUAUUGGCUCAUACACGGGGAGGUCCAGACAUCUUCCCAUCUCCCAUACUUUGAUGUUCUUUUUUCCAGAUUGGUUUUCUCUUCCGGGUAGACUUUCUCUUUGGGGAUGUUCCUUUUGGAGUAGGUGUCAGUGAGGUGAAGAUGGUGGGCAAUAGUGAUUGACAGUUUCAGCUUACAUCAUCACAACCAGUGACCCAAAACAACAGCAGAAAGAAAACCAAACCUGUUACUGUCGAGUCAGUUCUGGCUCCUGGUGACCCCAGGUGUUACAGGGUAGAACUAUUCCAUAGGGUUUUCUUGGCUGUAAUCUUUACAGAAGCAGGUCACCAGGUCUUUCUUACAUGGUGCCACUGAGUGAGUUCAAACCACCAACCUCUAGGUUAGUAGACAUGCACAAACCGUUUGUAUCACCCAGGAACCCCAAAAACAUGACAUCAAGCUAUAUAAAUUUUCAGGAAAGUGCUUUGAUUUUGCCCAGAUUGGAUCACAUUCCAUUCCUGAGCUGAUCAGGAGAAGAAUUCCUCCAGAGGAAGGGGAAGUUAUCAGAGAAAGGAAGGUGUAGAGAGCAGGAGAGGAAAGGUGGUUACUGAGGAGACGAAAGUAACAUGUCCACUGUACCCUGUUUGAACUUGAGUAGCAAGAGCUUUCUGAUUUGAAAUAAUGUAAAGAGUAAAAUUCAAAUUAAACCUGCAAAUCAUCAUCUUUUACUAGAGAUUUUAAUUUCUGCUUGAUACCAUUGUUGCUUUGAGUUAUAAUUAUAGACUUGGUUUCCAUUUGUGUUUGACAUCAUGUUGCUACUAGUUUGGUCAGAUGCACAUAGCACAAAGCAUCACCAAUUUAGAAACCUCUUUUUCCAGUUUCAUCAAUAUUUCAGAAAUAGUGGUUUUGAAAUUAGAGUUGUACUGGAGGAGGGGGGAUGCUUAAAAAAUAAAGACUGCUUAAAUAAAAAUAAGCCCUUAAGUAAACCUUUGGGAAUCUGCACUUCAUUGUAAAGUAUUUUAUUUCAGCUCUGGUCAGUGAAAGCUAUCUAAAGUGUGUGUACAUACGUUCUUUAAAAUGAACUAUAAUGUAAACAUUUUCCAUAUUAGAAUGUAGUAGACGGCACUCAUUUUGAACUUCACAACCAGAUGCAUCCUUUAGCCUUUGACAAGCUACUAUACAACUCUAUGAUUGCUACUUUCAUUUUCUUGCAGCAUAAAGUACCAAAACUCCUUAGCCUGGCAUUUGGUAUCCUUCGUGACUUGGCACCAACCUAAUUUUACAGCUUUUUUUCA